AUGACCGACUCAGGGAAGAUCACCAUCUCCAUUGACCGCGGUGGCACUUUCACCGACGUCCAUGCAAUUGUGCCUGGCCGGUCGGAUAUCAUUCUUAAGCUUCUUUCAGUGGACCCUUCACAUUAUCAAGAUGCACCCACUGAGGGUAUUCGCCAAAUCUUGGAGCUCGCAACGGGCGAGUCACAUCCCCGCGGCCAACCGUUGAAGCUCGACCGCAUCGGCUGCCUCCGAAUGGGCACGACGGUCGCCACAAAUGCAUUGCUCGAGCGCAAGGGGGCUCGAUCAGUAUUAUUCACCACUAAGGGAUUCCGGGAUCUACUCAAGAUUGGUGACCAGUCUCGUCCAGCCAUCUUUGACCUGUCCAUGGCUCGACCCGGAGUGCUGCCAGAAGGUGUUGUCGAAGUCAACGAACGAGUAGUUCCAUGCCACCCUGCCGCGGAUGAGAACUGCUUCUCUGGCUCUCGUAUCGUGGAAGGAAUCACGGGCGAGAAGUUCCGCGUCGUGCAAGAAUUAGAUCUGGCCCAGGUGCGGACAGAGCUCCAGCGUCUCAAGGAGCAAGGGUACCAGUCUCUUUCAGUUGCCCUGGUACAUUCAUUUGCCUAUCCGGACCAUGAAAUUCAGAUUGGGGAGAUUGCAGAGCAAAUGGGCUUCUCCGUCACACUAUCUUCCAAGCUGCAGCCCAUGAUCAAGAUCGUGCCUCGUGGCAUGUCGGCCGCAGCUGAUGCCUACCUCACACCCGUGAUCAAGACUUAUAUCGACUCCAUCUCAGCCAGCUUUGAAGGUGGUCUGGAGAGCCAACAAGCUUGCCGAUUUGAAUUCAUGCAGUCUGAUGGUGGACUGGUUGACUUCCGCAAGUUCAGCGGUUUGAAGGCCAUUCUAUCCGGACCCGCUGCUGGCGUGGUUGGAUUUGCAGCCACCAGUUGGGAUCCUGUUGAGAAGAUCCCCGUUAUUGGAUUCGACAUGGGUGGUACAUCAACCGAUGUCUCUCGAUUCGAUGGACACUUGGAACACGUCUUCGGAUCUAAAGUUGCCGGUGUCCUAAUCCAGUCACCCCAGCUUGAUAUCAACACAGUCGCCGCUGGCGGUGGCUCCAUUCUCACAUGGCGCAACGGCCUUUUCUACGUUGGUCCCGAGUCUGCCAGUGCUCAUCCUGGCCCGGCUUGUUACCGCAAAGGAGGCCCUCUCACUGUGACGGACGCCAACCUGUUCCUGGGCCGACUGCUGCCCGAGUACUUCCCGCACAUGUUCGGUCCCAACGAGGACCAGCCACUUGACACGGAGAUCACAGCACAAAAGUUCCUCGCAUUGACUCAAGAGAUCAACGUUGAGCGUCGGCACCACUUCCAGCCAGAGUACACACCAGAGGAGGUUGCUUUGGGAUUCCUCAAGGUUGCCGACGAGUCAAUGGCCCGGCCAAUCCGCAAUCUUACUGAAGCCCGUGGUUUCGAGACCGCCUCCCACCAUUUGGCGUGCUUCGGGGGUGCUGGUGGUCAGCAUGCAUGCUCUGUUGCCGUCUCGCUGGGUAUUUCGCGUAUCAUCAUUCACAAAUAUUCCUCAGUCCUGUCAGCGUACGGACUAGCACUGGCAGAGGUCGUCAAAGAGUCACAGGAGCCGGUGUCUUCGGACUAUCUUUCUUCUCAUUCAAGUCUGCUUCAACGAUUUGAUGACAUGGCCGCAACUGCGACAACAGAAAUGGAAGGACAAGGAUUUGCAUCAAGCCAGGUGCGACAUGAGCAGUACCUCAACAUGCGGUACGAAGGAUCAGACACGAGUCUCAUGAUCCUACGACCUGAAGGAUCUUCAGAUUUCCUGGCUGAAUUCCGCGAACGCCACCGUCGUGAGUUCAACUUCAACUCUGAGCGAGCCGUGCUUGUCGAUGAUAUUCGUGUGCGUACGAUUGCCUCUUCUAAGGUCCGCACCGAACGCAGCCCUCUCCUGCAGCUGAAGGAUGCCGAUCUCCACGAUGUCACAACGCUGCCGGCCAACACUACAUCUGCUUACUUUGACGGACACCCCACGCGCAUUGACACCCCUGUGUAUCUGCUCGAUCAAUUGGAGAAGCACAGCCGCAUCUUCGGUCCUGCCGUUAUCAUUGAUCAAACCCAGACGAUUGUCGUGGCUCCCAACUCUGUUGCCAACCUACUUGAAACAUGCAUCGUCAUCGAUAUUCUGAAGGAGACUCAAUCAGUUUCAGCACCAGAAACUCAGACAUCGUCCGAGAUUGACCCGAUCCGUCUCAGUAUCUUCGGACAUAGAUUCAUGUCUAUCGCCGAGCAGAUGGGACGCACUCUUCAGAAGACUUCCGUGUCGACUAACAUCAAGGAGCGAUUGGACUUCUCCUGCGCCCUGUUCUCCCCCGAUGGAGGCCUUGUCGCGAACGCCCCUCACGUUCCUGUCCACUUGGGCUCGAUGCAAUUCGCUGUGCGUUACCAGCAUCAAAAGUGGCUGGGCAACCUGAAGGAUGGCGAUGUACUCGUGGCCAACCACCCUAGCUGCGGUGGCACUCAUCUCCCUGAUAUUACGGUCAUCACCCCCGUCUUCGAUAGACCCGGUGGCACCGAGAUCAUGUUCUACGUUGCAUCGCGCGGUCACCACGCAGACAUUGGCGGUAUCCUACCUGGUUCCAUGCCUCCCAAGUCGACAGAGCUGUGGCAGGAGGGUGCAGCCAUCGAAGGCGACAAGAUCGUCAGCGAUGGGGUUCUCGACGAAGCCCGUCUGAUCGAGUUGCUGGUCACCAAGCCCUCUCAAUAUCCCGGCUGCUCUGGUGCACGUUGCAUCAGUGACAACCUCUCCGAUCUCAAGGCACAGAUCGCCGCCAACACCCGAGGUAUCAGCCUCAUUCAGACUCUCUUCAACGAGUAUGGCGUUGAAACCGUGCAAAAGUAUAUGUACGCCAUUCAGGCUACUGCCGAGACGGCUGUCCGGAAUCUUCUCAAGGGGCUACACCAGAAGUUCGGUGGUCAGCCUCUGGAGGCAGUUGAUUACAUGGAUGAUGGUACACCCAUUCGCCUCAAGGUCACCAUUGAUGGGUCGAACGGAUCUGCCAUCUUCGACUUUGAUGGUACUGGACCUGAAGUGUACGGCAGUUGGAACGCUCCCAUUGCCAUCACUCAUUCCGCCAUUAUCUAUUGUCUGCGGUGCAUGAUCAACGCCGACGUCCCCCUGAACCAGGGCUGCCUGGCUCCAAUUGACAUCCGCGUCCCCUCUCCUAGCAUCUUGUCACCAACGAAGACUGCUGCAGUCGUGGGAGGCAACGUGGUCACCUCCCAGCGCAUCACCGACGUUGUCCUCAAAGCCUUCCGAGCCUGCGCAGCAUCGCAGGGCUGCUGCAACAACCUGACAUUCGGCACCAACCCCAAGAUCGAUGCUGAAACCGGAAAGGUGAUCACCCCUGGAUUCGGAUACUACGAGACGAUCGCAGGUGGCAGCGGCGCCGGUCCUACUUGGAAGGGUGAAUCCGGUGUUCAGGUUCACAUGACGAAUACUCGUAUUACGGACCCCGAAAUUCUGGAGAAACGUUAUCCGACUCUCCUUCGCCAAUUCACACUUCGCAACGGCUCUGGUGGACGAGGCAAGAACCCCGGUGGCGAGGGUGUAGUCCGUGACAUCGAGUUCCUCGCUCCAAUGCAGUGCUCCAUCUUGUCCGAGCGUCGUGUGCACCGUCCUUAUGGAUUGGAGGGCGGUCAAGAUGCAGAACCGGGUUUGAACCAGUGGAUCACGAAGAAUGUUGAAACUGGUGAGGAGCGACACAUCAAUAUUGGAGGCAAGAACACUGUCUCCGUGAAGACACAUGACCGGGUGGUUAUCAUGACUGCUGGUGGUGGUGGAUGGGGUGCCGAGGAGUUGGCUGCUUAA
Messenger RNA from Penicillium cataractarum, 3855 nucleotides. RefSeq names its product 5-oxoprolinase. Bases 1 to 3855 code for a protein of 1284 amino acids. Gene Ontology annotation, molecular function: 5-oxoprolinase (ATP-hydrolyzing) activity. Gene Ontology annotation, cellular component: cytosol. The transcript is spliced from 2 exons. Lineage: Eukaryota; Fungi; Ascomycota; Eurotiomycetes; Eurotiales; Aspergillaceae. The record is from RefSeq and is a predicted model, not a curated record. Gene Ontology annotation, biological process: glutathione metabolic process.